Molecule: messenger RNA, 5427 nt
Organism: Culex quinquefasciatus (southern house mosquito)
Lineage: Eukaryota; Metazoa; Arthropoda; Insecta; Diptera; Culicidae
Exons: 1
Coding region: 1-5427 (1808 amino acids)
Biological process (GO): DNA integration
Molecular function (GO): nucleic acid binding; zinc ion binding
Source: RefSeq, a predicted model, not a curated record
AUGGAUGAAGAUCUGCGUUCAUUGACGAAGCGUGAACGCAGGUGGCUGAACAACUUGGCUGUUACGGAUGACUUCCUGAAGGAGUACAGAGCUGAAACGGAUGAGAAGCAAGUUAGCGUUCGGAUUGAGCUGUUGGACGACAUCUACAACAAGUUCUUCGACAACCGCUACGCCAUCGAAGAGCUGCUGAGAGAAGGUGAAGAUGAUGAAACUGCUGAGGACAAGGCGAAGCGUGAGAAGAUGCUGAAGGAUUCGGACAAGGUGGUUACAGAUUUUGAGAAGCAGUACAUCGACCUGAAGUCUCGGCUGAGGGAGAAACUCCCACGCCCACCUGCUCCACCUGAAGUUGCUGUGGAUAACCAAGUGGUCGUUCAACAACCUGUCUUCUCCAAGGUGAAGCUGCCUGAUAUUCGACUUCCGUCUUUCAGUGGUAAGAUGCAGGAAUGGAUUUGCUUCCGAGAUACGUUCUUGAGUCUGAUUGAUCAGAACGGUCAUCUUACGGACAUGGAUCGGUACACAUACCUCCGUUCGUCGCUGUCCGGUGAAGCCUUGCAGGAGAUCAACAACAUCGAUUUCACUGCAAUCAACUACUCUGUGGCCUGGCAAGCGCUAAUGGAAAAGUACGAGAACAAGAAGUUGCUCGUUAAGGCCUACCUCGACAUUCUGUUCGAGCUGGAACCGCUGAGACGAGAAAGCUACCAAGGUCUGAGCCACCUCGUAAGCGAGUUCGAGAAGAGUCUUCAGAUGCUCGCAAAGCUCGGCGAGAAGGCGGAAAGCUGGAGCACCCUGCUCGUUCACAUGAUCUGUUCACGGCUGGACAGUGCGACGCUGCGCGAGUGGGAGAGUCACCACAAGUCUAAGGAGGUUCCUACGUACACGAAGGUGAUUGAGUUCCUGAAGAGUCAGUGUUCCAUCCUCCAGUCCAUCGCACGUGUGAAAUCGAGCAAUGCUGAUCAACGCCCAUCAAGGCCUGCAGUGUGUAACUUCGCAGCGAAUUCGUCGUCUGGUAGGUGCCGGAUCUGCAACGAACCCUGGCACACACCCUUCCAAUGUAACAAGUUCCAGACGAUGAGCCUGCAAGAAAGAAUCGAUUUUGUGAUGCAGAACAGGUUGUGCCGGAAUUGUUUGAAGCCUGGACAUCUCUCCAGAACCUGCGAAAGAGGACAGUGCCGUCACUGUCGCCGUAAUCAUCACACGAUGCUGCACAUCACAAGAUCCUCCGUUCCACCCACGCAAACGAGACCACAGACAGCGAACCCGAACAGACAGCCACAGAACAGACCAGCCAACACAAACCAGAACCAGCAGAACACUGCCACGGACACUGCAAGUAAUGCGAUCGUCAGGACCGGACAGAACGCAUCAGACACAAAUCAGCAGAACACAAGCCAUGCAUGCAUUGCACUUCCUAUCACGCCUACCCAAAACAUCCUGCUGUCGACUGCACUCGUGAAGGUGAAGGAUCGUCACGGAAACACCCUGCUGGCCAGAGCGCUACUAGAUUCCUGCUCCCAGCACUGCUUGAUGACGAAGUCCUUCUCAACCAAACUGAAGUUCAAGCAAACUCCAGCGUACCUGUCCAUUCAAGGAAUUGGACCUACAGCUGCAGUCUCAACCAAGGUUGUCAGUGCAGAAGUUUGCCCUCGUUCGAGCGCCAUUUCGUCGUUCGCAGAGGAGAUGAAAUUCCACGUGUUGCCGAAGCUAACCGUCCCACUGCCGACUGCAACGAUUGAUCCCGAGCAUUGGAAACUCCCAGAUUGUGCGCAACUUGCUGAUCCUCAGUUCUUUGAGUCGAAGCCGAUCGAUCUCAUCAUCGGUGCGGAGUUUUUCAUGGGCCUGCUCCGGCAAGGAAAGCAGAAGGCGACUCAAGAAGGGCCGACACUUCAAGAAACGGUGUUCGGCUGGAUCAUUUCUGGGCGCGUACCGAACAGUACGGCCACCGAGCAGUCGUCUACGUUUGUCGUCUCCGCUGCACAGCUGCAAGCGGAUCUCGCAAAGUUCUGGGAACUCGAAACGUGCCGCAACAUCAGCACCCACUCACUGGAAGAGUCUGCUUGUGAAGAGUUCUUCGACAAAACCACUGUACGGGACGAAAAAGGCCGUUUCGUUGUAACUCUGCCGAAGAAAGACGACGUUAUUAGCCGGCUAGGAGAGUCGAAAGCAACUGCCGUGAAGCGGCUGAUGGGAAUGGAGAGAAGAUUCGCAGCGAAUCCAGAACUGCAGAAGAUGUAUGCUGACUUCAUGCACGAGUACGAAGCUCUCGACCACAUGGAAGAAGUUGUCGAUGACGCUUCCGCUGGAAUCAAGUACUAUUUGCCCCAUCAUGCUGUUAUCCGGCCAGACAGCACCACAACAAAGCUGCGAGUGGUGUUCGACGCUUCGUGCGCAACGUCCACUGGUGUUUCGCUCAACGACGGACUCAUGGUCGGUCCCGUUGUGCAGGAUGACCUGUACAACACCGUGAUUCGCUUUCGAUUCCACCGUUACGCACUCGUCGCUGACAUCGCCAAGAUGUAUCGGAUGGUUAGGAUCGCCGAAGCAGAUCGGCCCCUGCAGCGAAUCGUCUGGAGAAAGUCCCCUACCGAGCCUGUGCGUACGUUCGAGUUGAAGACCGUUACAUACGGUACAGCGUCUGCGCCGUAUCUCGCCACUAAAUGUCUACAAAGAUUGGCUGCUGACGGAGAAGCAAGAUAUCCGCUCGCUGCCAAGAUUGUCAAACAAGACUUUUACGUGGAUGACUUGCUCACUGGCGUAGAUGAUCUGGAAGAGGGAAUGAAGCUGAUUAACGAGAUCUUGGAGUUGAUGGAGUCUGCUGGAUUAUCGUUACGCAAGUGGAACUCGAACUGUAAGCAGCUGCUGUGGAGAGUCCCCGACCACUUGAGGGAUGGUCAGUCCAUCCUGGAGUUCGACGCUGCAAGCUACACCGUGAAGACGUUGGGACUGAUCUGGGAGCCUCAAUCGGACACCUUCCUAUUCUCCACACCGACUUGGAACAGCACAAGCGAGAUCACGAAGCGUGUGGUUGCAUCCGAUCUUUCUUUGCAUUGGGAUCCGCUAGGAGUAGCUGGUCCAGUUGUCGUCCAAGCGAAGAUAUUCGUACAGCAGCUGUGGCGACACCAGUACGAUUGGGAUGCACCGCUUAAGGAAGCUGAUCAAGAGUUUUGGCUGGAGUACAGACGGAACCUCAAGGGACUAGAAGGCCUCUCAGUUCCUCGCUGGAUAGGAGUCGAACGGAAGACCAAGUCAGUUCAAAUCCACGGAUUUUGCGACGCCUCAACCAAAGCAUAUGGAGCGUGCUUGUACGUGCGGACUGAGUACGAAGACGGCGAAGUAGUGGUGAACCUUCUUACGGCCAAGUCUCGGGUCGCACCAAUCCCGAAGCCGAAGAAGAAGUCGAAGAAGAAGACGUCGCAGAAACAGCCAGAAGAAGAGCAAGCAGAGCAGUCGAAUCCUGAACAAGACGAGUUGGAUGCCGAGCAGACUAUACCAAGGCUGGAGUUGUCCUCUGCCCUUUUGCUCGCACACCUGUACGACAAAGUCGCCAAUUCUCUCCCUUUCAAGCCAGAAGCGUACUUCUGGACUGAUUCGAUGAUUACGCUGUGCCAGAUCAAGUCGCCACCCUCGAGAUGGAAGACAUUCGUCGCGAACAGGGUUUCUGAAAUUCAGCAUCUCACUCGAGGCGGUAUUUGGAAUCACGUCCCAGGAACCGAGAACCCGGCUGACAUAAUCUCCCGCGGAAUGACGCCAGCCCAGUUGCAGUACCAAUCUCUCUGGUUCCAUGGACCCUGCUGGUUAAAGCUGGACAAAGCGAACUGGCCACACGUUCAGCAAAUCCGUAAAGAAGAUCUCGACGCAUCGCUCCUCGAAGAACGCAGCGUUGCUGCAGUGUUGCCAACGAUCGAACCGAGUCACAUCUUCAGCCUGAACUCGUCGCUCACACGUCUAGUACGUGGUGUUGCGUACGGUAUUCGAUUCCACCACAACGCGAAGCAGGCUCACCAAGAUUCGAAAAAGCUUGGACCGAUCACAAGCGAGGAGUACGAGGAUGCACUGAAGCGGUUGGUGCGCAUCGCACAGCAGGAAUGCUUUCAACAAGAGAUCGCUGACCUGAAAAGAGGUCACCAAGUGCAGAACAACUCAAGGAUCGCUGCACUGAACCCACAGCUGGUAGAUGGUCUACUCUGUGUUGGCGGCCGGCUGCAGAACGCCAAUGUCUCAGCGAGCCGAAAACAUCCGUACAUCCUGGAUCAUCGUCAUCCUUUCACCGAGACUGUUAUCGCUGACUACCACGUGAACCUGUACCACGCUGGACAGCAACUGCUGCUGUCAGCUGUGCGCGGACGGUUUUGGCCGACGAGCGCCAGGAACGUGGUGCGCAAGGUGAUUCACUCGUGCGUAAGCUGCUUUCGCGCUAGACCACGUGUCCAGAACCAACUGAUGGCGGACCUUCCGCCCGAGCGAGUCAACCCGUGUUUCGCAUUCCAACGAGUUGGCGUUGACUUUUGCGGACCGUUCUAUUUGGUUCACGGUCUGCGCCGUGGAUCUCCGGUGAAAUGCUUCGUCGCUGUUUUUGUUUGCCUCGUCACUAAAGCGGUACACCUGGAGUUGGUGGCAAACCUGACCACAGAAGCGUUUCUAGCAGCACUCAAGAGAUUCUCAGCCCGCCGCGGUAAACCCGAACUGAUUAAGUGCGACAACGCAACGAACUUCGUGGGGGCUUCGAGAGAAUUGAAGGAGCUGCACAGACUGUUCCUGAACCAAGAGUUCCAAGCGAGGGUGGUCGCGCAGACAGCAGCAGACCGCAUUGAGUUCCAGUUCAUCCCGGCGCGCACCCCGAACUUCGGUGGACUGUGGGAGUCCACCGUAAAGUCGUUCAAGACGCUGCUGAAACGAACUGUUGGAGCUCGCAAGCUGUUCUACGACGAGAUGCAGACAAUCCUGACCCAAAUCGAAGCGAUCUUAAAUUCAAGACCUCUGACACCGCUAAGCAACGACCCGAACGACUUUGAGGCCCUGACACCGGGGCAUUUCCUCAUUCAUCGUCCACUCGUGGCCAUCCCAGAACCAGAUCUGGAUGGCAUUCCGGAAAACCGACUUUCAGCGUGGCAAGCAGUUCAGCACUAUGUGCAAACCCUGUGGAAGACGUGGACAACGCAAUACCUCUCCGAUCUCCACAAUCGGACCAAAUGGACCCAGCAGAAGGACAACAUACGAGUCGGCACAAUGGUGGUUCUGAUGUGCGAAAACAUCCCACCACUGAAGUGGCCCCUGGCACGUGUCACCGAGGUGCACCCAGGGCAAGAUGGACGUGUCCGAGUUGUCACAGUGCGGACUAAGGACGGUACAUUCAAGCGAGGCGUAUCUAAGAUCUGCGUCCUCCCAAUACGCGACAACACCGUACCAUCUUCGCAGCAAGGGGAGAACUAG